CCCGUCUCCCACCCCAACCUCUCCCUGGCCCAUUUCCGUCCCAACACAGCCAAGCCGAGACGGCCCGACCUAUCGUCUUCUUCCUCCGUUCGACCAGCUGCAGCCAUGAACCGCCGGCGCCGUCACCUCGAAUCCCAUCACAUGAACCAUUUCUUGCAAAACCAACACCGGAAGAUCAAUUCAUGUCUCUUCACGAACCGAUUCAGGCCGCUAACAGUCUGUAUCUCCUUUUCAAUCCCCAUUUGCAACUGACGAGCCGCGAAUGCCGGCCGUCGGCAUCCAACUCUCGAUCUCCCUCCGUGGCCUGUAAAACCAAUUUCGGAUCGCGUCAUCUCGAGUACCUUCCCAUCCUUUCUCAAACCCAUCUUCUAAUUUCACUUGCCUGCACGCUACGGAAGCGGACAGUAACCAUGUGCCGGCAAUCGGCAUCGGAUGGCGCGCGGCUCUCCCCCAUAGGAACCACCAAGCUACGUACAUACAUGCCGAAGGGCAUCCUGGGUCUCUAAGCGCGCUCAAGAUCACCGCGGUCGUGAAGGUUCCUCUGCUAUGCCAAAUGUCGUGGUGGGCAACGAUGUUGCCGGUGCCGAGACCGAGCAUGGUGAUAUGAUACAAUAUGGGGAGCAAGUCAGCUCGGUCGAGUGUACUACCAGAAUCCCGACGACCGGCAGAUAUAGAAAAAAUUACUCGCAGUUACUCAACGGAGAUUGGUAGGGGGGCCUAUGGAAUAGUUUACAAGGGAACAGAUAAAGACGGGAAAGACAUUGCUGUGAAGGUGCUCCAGGAGAGAACAGGUGGGAAUCAUGACGAGGAGUUUAACAAAGAGUUUUAUAGCCUUUUAGAGCUGAGGCAUCAAAAUAUUAUACUUCUGGUUGGUUACUGCUAUGAAACAGAAAAAAGGAUUAACAAUUUAACAAAAAAGUUUGAUGAGAUAGUAAAGGCAGCUCUAUGUUUUGAGUAUGCGCCCAAUGGAAACCUCCGCAACUAUAUUUCUGAUGAGGGCCGUCAACUUGAUUGGCACACGUGCUACAAAAUUAUUAAGGGAACUUGUGAAGGAUUACAUUACCUUCAUCAUCAUCCAACAGGACCAAUUUACCAUUUGGACCUAAAACCUGAGAACAUUUUGCUCAGUGGAGACAUGGUUCCCAAAAUUGCAGAUUUUGGUAUGUCCAGGCUUUUCAGUGAUAAAACAACCAAAGUCUCAACAAGCCCAAUAGGAACUUGGAGAUAUCAGCCUCUAGAAUACAAAAAAGGAGGAACAAUCUCAAAAGAGUUUGACAUAUACAGCUUGGGUGUCAUAAUGAUAGAGAUGGUUGUAGGACCUAAGACCUAUGACAAUUUUGAUGAUUUCUCACUCGAAGAAACUAUUGUCCAUGCAGAAAAAAAGUGGAGACCUAAACUAAAAGAGACAGAGACGUACCAAUCACUAGAAGCGUAUUGCCAGCAAGUCAAGAAAUGCCUGGAGAUAGGCUUAACAUGUGUGGAGGCGAAUCGACGUAGAAGGCCAACAAUAGCCCAUAUCAUCAGUCAGCUGAAUGAGGUGGAGAUUAAGACCCUUAAUCGAAAUUCAGUAUUCCAGGAGUCGAGGAAGGGCUCAGGGAAAUCAACACAGCAGGCUCAAUCGAUGCCGCACACGUGGGCAGCAGGAAGCAGCAGGGAGCAGCACCGAGCAACCACACAGAUAGCACAGAAGAAAGUCAACUCAGAAAAUACUAGACCGGAGGAAUCCCUGGCUUAUAAUCCCCCCGCUGCAAUAAACAAUGCGGCCAAAGCCAACAGCAAAUGUUUCAGUUUCAGUUCCAGCCAGGGACACAUUCAUAUGUCGUUCAGUACCAAGCGUGGACACCGGGGGCACCAGUGCAGGUACAAGUGGAAGAUGCAUUACGAAAGAAAAAUCAAGCGAUGGAAAUUUAUCGCUCAAGUAACAUGAUUCCAAUCUGCAGCGAGAAGGUCGGCUAAAAGUCAGGACCAUCAUGUAAUAACAAGUCAGUUAGAUGCUCAAUUUUAUGGAAAAGUAUAUUUUUUGAUCCUGAACAAUUAGGAAAAAUAUACAUUAGCUCACUUUUUUUUGGAUACUUCUUCCCCCAAUUGUCAAAAUUGGACAGUUUUGAUCCCUUGACACCGACAAUAAGUGGUAUAGUGCCAAUAUGGAGCGGAUUAUCUGACUUGCCACGUGGCCAUCCAUUGGAGCAUGUGGAGCACUGCGUCAGUUCUAGUUGUGCCUGCUCCCCAAGGCUAAUCGGCGGUUCACACUUCGAAUCCUAGACAUUUUUUUUACCAACGAAUCCUAGACAUUGGUGACAUAGAGAAAGAAAAGAAAGCCCUUAGUAGUAAGGGAAUGAGCAAGUGCAUGCGAGUGAGAGAGAGGGAAGUGAGACCAACAAUGUGGCAAAUCACAUGCAAACAACUCCGCAUUUGCAGUAAUACCAAUUUUAGGUGGCUCGAAGAACCAAAAGUAUCUGGUUUUGACAAUUGAGUGACGAAAUAUCUACGAAAAAAGAUAGGGUGCCAAACAUAGGAUGCAACUUUUUGCCGGCUCAUGUACCUACAAUAGCCCAAAAUUUCAUGAUGAUAUCAAUGGGGUAUUAUUACUUUGAGACAUUAUUUUAUUAACAUAUUAUUAUUUCAUUUCUAUAUCAUACCUACAAGAGCCCAAAAUUUCGAUACCAAUCAAAUUUCAUGAUGAUAUCAAUUCCGUAUUAGUGGAGUAUUAUUACUUUGAGACACUAUUUUAUUAACAUAUUAUUAUUCCAUUGAUAUAUCAUUUAUAUUUUCUUGGUAUAUCAUUAAAAUUUCAUUUCUAUUUCAUUUAAAUAUCAUUAUUAUUUCUUAAUACAUGCAUGAGUGGAUGCCACAUGGCAUUGCAUGUUUGAACCGCUAGGUACCGAAGCAGGUAAAAAAAGAACACUUUUUUGGAAAUGAUAGAUCAUGAAGAUUAAUAUACUUAUCUUUUAUGUUUUAAUUAAAUUUCCUUUUCCAAUCUAAGUGAAAGAAAUUCAAUGUGGAAGUUCGAUAAAUGGAUCUUAAGUUGGCCAUUGUUUUUAUUAUUUACCUGGACUUAUAUUUAUAAGGUUUGACUUAGAGCAAAGGUAGAACAUCUUAUAUUUGGAAACAGAGAAACUAGUAUUAUAUUAUUAUUUUUCGAAAAGGGGAACUCGCCCCGGCCGAAAUAUUUUGUACCUCUAACAAUAUAUUCAUGCUUUAAUUGCCACACAUCCGGUGGCUUCAGGAAUUAGGACGGCGCAGCCUCUCUGGAUUAGACUAAUUAAUUAGGCAGACAGCGAUAUACUCCUAUAGCUUCGCAUGUUCGACUUAUACUACUUUUUAAUCCGCAUCAAAGCACUAAUAUUUUUGAUAGUGCAGACUGAUUCAAGCAUUUUACACAGGCCCUUCAAACUGUCUUGCACGCCCCUGCUGGUUUCUCAACAGGCAUGACGGGUGGCGUGGAGCAGGAGCGCGGCUGUCCACUGUGCAACCUUGCAAGCUUUCCGCAACAACAA
This is a messenger RNA of Brachypodium distachyon (stiff brome), 3497 nucleotides long. RefSeq names its product putative receptor-like protein kinase At4g00960. Gene Ontology annotation, biological process: protein phosphorylation. The record is from RefSeq and is a predicted model, not a curated record. Lineage: Eukaryota; Viridiplantae; Streptophyta; Magnoliopsida; Poales; Poaceae. The coding region runs from base 614 to 1927 and encodes 437 amino acids. Gene Ontology annotation, molecular function: protein kinase activity; ATP binding. The transcript is spliced from 10 exons.